AUGUUCUGCAAGAAACGUUCUCGUUCCAAGUACGAUUCGUAUUUCGAACGAACCGAGAUCGGCGCGAGAUGUUGCGUGUGUCUGAGGGUGUUAAAGUAUUCGGCGAGGUCCGGAUCGAAUAGUCUCAAGUAUCAUCUGUCGAAAAAUCACCCGGAAAUUUGGAAAAUGGUGUGUUCUCACUGUUGAAUUUCCUUUUUUUCUAGUAGUUUUUGCUUUAUUUCAGGUGGAAGACGAGGAAAUGUCCGCGAGAAUGCAUCGAGAAGGCGAAUUCAUGCAAUCAGACCAUCCCAGCUGGUAUGACGAAGUCAAAUUUUUCCAGGCGGGAUUAUUUGACCCGAAAACAGGCGGGUUUUCUUUAGAAAUCUCUUUUCUCGCCACAUGAGCCCGCUCGACGAGAAAACACUCGACCGAGACGCGCAGAGACGCCCGCGAGAAUCGAUUUUCGCCCCAUUCACGCGAAACGUUUGCAGAAUUUCUGAUGGAGAACGGCGAGGAACGAGACGAAAUGGGCACCGACGAAGGACACAGUUCUAGUAUGUACUUUUUAAUGAAAAUUGUGCAAAAAAAAUUCUGUUUAGAUUUCUGCUUUCCGCCUACGGCUCUCAAUAGUGCUUUUUUGGACGUGAUCAAAGAAGAAAUUCCGAGCGAUUUCGGAAGUCAGUUUUUUCAAAUUUGUCGAAAAUCUGGUCUUUUCAUUGAAAUGCCGGAAAUUGCAGCUUCAUCGCCGUCGCUGGAGCCGAUAGAAUGCACAUCUUCAGGGCCCGCAGGGAAUCCGGAUCAAUCGGCGCUUUCGAAUGCGAAUCCUUCGUGAGUUCAGCCGUUGACUAUACAAAGAACAAAAACAAAUGUGUUUUUGCAGAAAAGACGAGGUUCUUCUGGUCCUGCAGGACUACACGCGUGACGAUCGGGGAAAAUUGAUAGUGUGCAAGAACAAGACGACGAAAAGAUUGCCGACUGGGACCGAAACUCGCACCGGAGCCGGGCUAAUUGUCUUCAACCAGGUCACCUAUCGACCGAACUACCACUCGAAAUGGAACGGAAUCACCACGGCCCGGUGCACCGAGUGCAGCGGGACCAUCUACGUGGCGCCGGACGGGACGAUCACUCUGAAGAAGGAAUGCACCGAUCACUCGCUGCUCACGAAGCGAUACGUUCCGAAGCGCGAACGUGCCGGCGGCCCCGUAAAAAGUUACGAUUUUCCGGGCCCUGAUGCGAAGAAUUUGAGAAUCGACGACACGGAAUUUGAUGAAUGGGACAAUCGAAGUCAGAAGACGUUCCCAGUGAAUCCGCAAAAGAAUCCGCCGAUCAAACGUCAGUCAGUGUCGAGAUUCGCAUUCCCGCCGAACGUCUCUUGGCUCGCCGAUCAUCGUAACCAUUUUUCUAGCAAGAUCUAAUGAAAAAGAAAGCUUUCAGCGGAACUUCUCAAAAUCUGCGACAGCCGAGAGUCGGAAGACGUGGUCAUCGGCUUCACCACUCCGGAUCUUCACGAGAAAAUCGAAACUGCCGUGCAGACUGCCAAUUUCGACGGAUUCUACAAUGGCGAGCGGUCGGAUUUCAAACACGUGCACAUUUUGUCGUCCAGGGUGAGAAAUGGGCGGAUGAAUUUUGAACAGAACCAUUUUCAGCUGGGCUCAAGUCAAAAGAGCACACUGCUCGCUGUGUUUUUGGCUGACGGCAACUCGGACGCGCACAUGAUUCGAAUGUUCGCGGCGCUACGAAGUUGUGGGCUCAAUCCGAGCAGGAUCAACGUCGGUAAGACUUGCAAACGUCGACUGAUCAAACGCUUGAUAAAUAAUCCGAUCGGGCCCAAACUUUGCAGACUUCUUGGACUUGGAUUGAAGUAUGUUGGGUAAAAGUUUCAGGUCGAUCGGAUUAUCCGGUCGGGAGAUGGUCUAAUGACCAGAUCGGUCUGAAUCUUGGACACGAGAUACUUCAAUCCAAGUACAAGAGGCCUGCAAAGUUAGGGUCCGAUAAAUCUGAAAUGGAUCCUUCAACUACAUAUUCACAGAUCUCAACCGUCACGCCCUGGCUGCCGCUCGAACCGUCUUCCCCGGUGCAGUUCUCCGUCACUGCUAUCGCAGCGUGGCGAUGGAGAUCCAGAAGCGAUUCGAAGAGUGUUAGUGACAAAAAGAUCCAUAAAAUGUGCAAAAAAAUGGUUCAGAUCUGGGAGAUCAAGCCCGGGAGGCCAUGUACACGAACAUUCUGCACAAGUUCCAGAGCUUGCCGUUUUUGAAUUUCGUUCAGCUCGACAAGGGCUUCAGUUGGCUCUCAGAGCACACUCUUCAGCUCAAUCCCGAAUUAGAAAGUCAGUUAUAUUCAAAAUCCGAGCGCCCCAAAAGCAAAAUGAUACUUUACAGACUUCGUCGCCUGGUUCGAGAUGACAUUUCUCGCGGAAAACGCGGAAUUCGACCGCGAGAAAUGGAAUUGUUGGCCGCGAAUGUUCGAGGAGAUCCACGUGACGAACGGCGUCGAAGAGGGACUCUUCCGCGCCAUUCAGGUCGGGUGUUUUGAAGAGCGAGGAAGAAAAACCAGAAAUUGCUUACAGAAACUGCUCGACACCCCCGAAAACCCGAAUUUCCUCCCGGAAUUUCUGAAUUCGUCGCAAAAUUGGCUCGAAAAUCAGUCGGAGCAAAAUCAUCGGCUUUCACUUUUCCGGUAAGUGUUCAAGAUGGUUUUUGCGAAAAUGUUCACCAUUUCCAGUCUGCCCAUCUUCCGAAAGGCCGUCCUCCGCACGCACAAUUCGAUUUCCGAGUUUUUCGAUUCGGUGGCGCCGCUUUUGCAAGGAUUCGGCGACGCGAUUCAGAUUCAAUGA
This is a messenger RNA of Caenorhabditis sp. 36 PRJEB53466, 2812 nucleotides long. Lineage: Eukaryota; Metazoa; Nematoda; Chromadorea; Rhabditida; Rhabditidae. The record is from the annotation of a GenBank genome assembly.